This is a messenger RNA of Linum trigynum, 3255 nucleotides long. NCBI's taxonomy places the organism in Eukaryota, Viridiplantae, Streptophyta, Magnoliopsida, Malpighiales, Linaceae. The record is from the annotation of a GenBank genome assembly.
AGCUAGGUCAACGAUAUAUUGAUGAACAAGUUAGAGAAGAUGGUAUUGGAAGGCGGAGGUGGAGCAAGUUACGUUGCUUUCAGUAGAGAAAAGGUCGAGUUAGUUAUCUUCAUUGCCACGAUUGGAAUCUUCGCUAGCUAGCUGUUGGUUCUGACUUCUUUUAUAUUGCCGCCCAAUUUGGACGAUUGGUUUUGAUGCUAAAUCUUUAAAACACGAAUGGGGGCCGGAUAGCGUGACAACCCCUUUAGGGGUUGUCAAUCUCGCUUCCCCCUUCCUAGCCCUUCAUCCCCUUAUAUCUCCAUCCGACGAUUGAUGAUAGACAGGGGCAAAAAAGAGAGCUUCCACACUGGAUCCAGCUCCCAUUAGUUCUCUAACGUCAGCCGCGUUUUGAAAAGGCAAAGAAAUCGGUGGUGGAGAGAAAUUAGCCACCCUCCUCGGCGAACCAUUCGUCUCCCCAAAACAGCCUGUACAUUACUCCACUGAAACCCUUUUCCUCCGUCUUCUCCCAAAGCAUCCCCUUUCAGCGUCUCGGAUCGCUUUUCUCCGCUUUUCUUGAUAGCAACUCGUCCGGUCCCGUUCGAUUGCGAAGACUUUGUUUUUCAGAGCAUAGGUAAUUCAGGUAAAGCAAAACUUUUACAAUGUAAUUUUCAUUCAGCCUCCUUUUAUGCUUGCUUUCUCGCCCCGAUUCGUCGGCUCUAUCGCUCCUCUCCACUUCUUCAUCUUUUUCUAUUCACUUCUGGUUAUCCUAACUAGUUUUUUUCUCCUUCUGGUUAAGCGCAUAGGCGAACAUCCUUUCGCCGUCGUUCCUUUCUGCGGCCGUGCAAACAAUCGCCGGUGAGAUUUCUUUACACUACUGCUUUUGUUUUCCGAAUGCAACGUUGGAAUAAGCCACAUGAAGGCCUGUCUUUCUUGUGUGGUGUGUUUGUUUGGUGUUGGUAUGAUCCGUUGGUAGUCUUAAAUUCGUAUAGUGCUAGUGGUAGUUGUGUUACUGGUACCCAUAACAUUGAUAUGCUAAUAGUGGUGGUUUAAUGGAAUGGUAUAACUUGUUCUAGAUGUAGUGAUAGUAAUACCAAUUGAUUUGUACCAGUAUCAAUGAAUUGAUACCAGUACACACUUAUUGGUACAAGUACCACUUAUGGGGGCUUCAGGUACCGUUGUAUUUGUUUCGGUAUGAUUGAAUGGUAGUUUUCUAUUGGUACCAGUUGUAAUGGUAAUUGUGUUACUGGUACCAAUGACAGUGGUAUGCUAAUAGUGGUAGUUUAAUGGAAUGACACAACUUGUUCUAUCUGUAGUGGGACUAGUACCAAUUGAUUUGUAGUAGUACCACUAAAGAGUAACCAUUACAUACUGAUUGGUACCAAUAACAUUCUAGAUUGUUAGUAGUAGUAUUGUACAGUAACAUUCUACGUUGCAAGUAGUAGUAGUAGUAGCAGUACUUGUAGUGAUAUCAUUUUAGAAGUGUGGAUCUUAGUGACAAGAUAACAUUCUAGAUUGUUAGUAGUAGUAUUGUACAGUAACAUUCUACGUUGCAAGUAGUAGUAGUAGCAGUACUUGUAGUGAUAUCAUUUUAGAAGUGUGGAUCUCAGUGACAAGAUAACCCUCUUGAAGUUUUGAGUAAAAAUUCGUACCAAGCAUUUUUUGUUGUUGUUGCAGGAAUGGCAGAACAAAGAUAUCAGUUAUAUCAUCCGGGAAUACACACAACCUGAUGGUUGUGCAUCUCAACAGGUAGCAAUACGCUUGGGGGACUCAAGUGAUUCGAGUGCUGGGCCUAGUAAAAAACGACCACGUGAUGAGGAUACAAACAGUCGCAACAAGAAGAAGAAGCAAUGGACUGUAGUCCAACUUCAAUCAUCGAGAUUAUGGAGGCCGGUAUUUCGGAUGAGAAGAAGGUUGGGCUAGGUUGUGUGUUGGAUUUAAAGAGUAGCAUAAUUGCUUCAUGUACAUUUCCAAGUAUGAAGAAGUUUAUGGGUAUUUCUUGUCUUUAAUUUGAUCUUGGGUAAAGUACUAUUGCUUACAUUGACACAAUUGGUUUGGUGUUUGAUUGUGAAAAUUCAGUACCUUCUCCACUGGCUAUAGAAAUAUCCCUUCACUGGUACCAAAUCAAUGGUACUGUUAACAAAUCAAUAGUACUGAUGCCAAAUUUAUGCCACUGAUAACCAUUAAUAAGACUGGUAUCAAAUUAGUGGUACUCGUACCAUUAAUAAGACUAGUACCAAUUAAUGCUACGUGUAACCAUUACUAAGACUGGUACAUAAUCAGUGGUACUAGUUACAUUAAUACGAAUGGUACCAAAUUAAUGGUAUUGGUAACAAUUACUGAAGACUGGUACCAAUUGAGUUUUACUGGUACAAUUUUAAUGGUAAUGUCUCCACUGUAAAGGUAUUGGUACCAAUGUAAAUGACUAUUGAUGGUAUACCUUUAGUGAUAUUAGCAAGUCGCAUUAUUUACCCUCUUACCCGUAUCCUACUACUACUAGGAAGUACCACUAAUUAACUACGACUAAAUAACUACCACUAGAUGACUACGUGUCUACCACUAAUUAGAAACAUAACUAAUGGUACUUUUUUUUGAAACAUUAGUUGUACCGAUAGUAAAACACUAAAAAUGGAAAGGAUUCGUAACGGCUUAGGGGUUAACCCUACCACCAUUGUUGGCAUCGACGCUAUUCUCCGCCUCGCCGUCGUCGGCAUCAACGCGAUCGGGUGCAACAUGAAAUGGUCGUUCUUCUCCACAUCGAGGCCAUAUUGGACGUGGUCCGAGGUUCCGGAUGAUAUUCAUUCACCAGCUCCUCCACUUCCAAAACGUCGUCAACAUCCACCAUGCACACAUCAUCGCCUUUGUCCGUCGGGUCCGCCUGGUCAGCUCCGGCCUCAUAUAUAUCCUUGUCGUUGCUUGUUAAUGGGACAUUCAGAUCGAACCCAAAUAAACACGUAGGUUCAGCUCCCACCUGUCGUCAUCGUUGCUGAUGUAGCCGUCCAUUGUAUGGCGGCGGCCGCGUAUUUCAGAUGAGAAGAAGGUUGGGCUAGGUUGGGCUAGGUUGUGUGUUGGAUUUAAAGAGUAGCAUAAUUGCUUCAUGUACGUUUCCAAGUAUGAUGAAGUUUAUGGGUAUUUCUUGUCUUUAAUUUUAUCUUGGGUAAAGUACUAUUGCUUACAUUGGCACAAUUGGUUUGGUGUUUGAUUGUGAAAAUUCAGUACCUUCUCCACUGGCUAUAGAAAUAUCCCUUCACUGGUACCAAAUCAAUGGUACUGUUAACA